UAUACUACUUGUCUGCAGCCACUCUAUAUAUUGCUAUGAGAACAGAAACACACACACACAAAAGAAAGGGGAAAAAAAUAACCCCUCAUAAACAAGCUACAUAGAAAGGAGAAACAUGCUUUUAAUUAUCAUGUGUCUCUUUACUUUACCUUUUACAACAAGAUCUUUAGUAACUCUUCGAGGUUCCAACUCAAGUAGUAUGAGCAACAUAUCAAAACCCAACUGUUCAUCCAAGUGCGGGGAUGUUACAGUUCCUUACCCUUUUGGUAUUGGCAAUGAUACAGGUUGUUCCCUAGACGACACAUUCAUCUUGAUUUGUGACACGCUCGAAAACCCCCCUAAGUUAUUGCUACAAUCAAGCACAAGCAACAUUGAAAUAUACAACAUUUCGGAUUCAGAGUUGCGCAUUAAUACUGGAGUUACCUAUAAAUGCUACGCGAAUAAUGGAACUGUAAUUGAUGAAUUUAAUUAUUGGACUAACUUAGCGUUAGAGCCAUACACUUUCUCUGAGAAGAAUACAUUCACGGUCAUUGGGUGCGAUGAUUAUGCUUUGAUCACAGGGGUAGAUGACGACUAUUCCAGCGGUUGUAUUGGAAUAUGCAGUGGACCAGUGCGUGUACUGGAUGGGCGUUGUUCUGGGGAAGGCUGUUGUCAGACAUCUAUAAGAAAAGGUCUCAAAUAUUACAAUGUUACACUCAACUCGUUUAGGAACCACAUGGAUAUUUGGUCCAUCAAUAACUGUGGCUAUGCGUUCCUUGGUGACGUAGGCACUUUUAAGUUUCUUGGUGCCAGUGAUUUAUCUAGUACUUCAGGCUUAUACAAGAGAGCCAAUGCGGCUGUUCAAGUUGUGAUCGAUUGGGUUAUCAGACGCGACCAAAAUUGUACUCAGGCUACGGAAUGCAAAGAGAACAGUCAGUGCUAUGAUGUAGAUGGUGGUGGCUAUCGAUGUAAAUGCGACAAAGGCUACGAGGGUAACCCGUAUCUUGAUCAAGGCUGCCAAGACAUCAACGAGUGUGCAGAUCCAGGAACAUACCCUUGUUAUGGUAUUUGCAAUAAUACUCUAGGGAGCUAUAAUUGUACUUGUCAACCGGGAACUGUUGGUAAUGCAACAACACAGAAUGAUUGUCAAGCUGUGGAAGCUUCUUCUAAAGCUUCUAAGUUUUCUUGGACCAUAUUCGUUAUAGCAAUGGUGUUAGGCCUCUUUGGAAUAUCAUUAGGAAUGGUACUUUUCUUUGGUAGAAGAAGAAGGAAGCUAUCGAAGCUCCGAGAAAAGUUCUUUGAGCAAAACGGGGGUGUGUUAUUAAAACAAAAGCUCAAUUCACAGGGAGGUUCUCAUGAGGUAAUAGCUUUGUUUAGCACUCAACAACUGCGAAAAGCCACAAAUAAUUACUCUCAAGACCAAGUUAUUGGACGAGGUGCAUAUGGCGUAGUGUACAAAGGAGUUUUAUGUGAUGGACGUUUAGUUGCGAUAAAGAAAUCUAAACUGGUGGAUGAUGGUGGCCAAGCAGAGCAAUUCAUCAAUGAAAUUAUGAUAGUUACCCAAGUCAUCCAUCGAAAUGUGGUCAAGCUUUUGGGGUGUUGCUUGGAAGAGGAAGUCCCUGUACUAGUUUAUGAAUUCAUCUCCAACAACACUCUUUUCCAUCAUCUUCACCAUAAAUCCGGCGGAAUAGGUUGGUUAUCUUGGGAUAAUCGAUUGAGGGUAGCUAUUGAAGCUGCUGGUGCACUUGCAUACCUUCAUUCAGAAACUAUUAUGCCAAUCAUCCAUAGGGAUGUCAAGUCAACCAACAUACUAAUAGAUGAAAACUACACGGCCAAAAUUUCAGAUUUUGGUGCAUCAAGAUUAGUCCCAUUAGAUCACGAUCAAGUGACCACACUUAUUCAAGGUACGCUUGGGUAUUUGGACCCAGAAUACUUCAAUACAAGUCAACUAACAGAAAAAAGCGACGUUUAUAGCUUUGGAGUGGUCCUUACAGAACUCAUAACCGGGAAAAAGCCCAUUGGUGUUGACAGGACCAAUACUGAAAAGAACUUAGCCACAUACUUUGUCAAUUCAGUUGAGGAAAACCGCUUAUUUGAAAUUGUUGAACCAAGACUCUUACGUGAAGGGACUCUUGAGCAGUUACAAGCGAUAGGUAAUCUGGUAAAGAGAUGUCUUACUUCAAAAGGCCGUGACAGACCUACAAUGAAAGAAGUAGCGGUGGAGCUAGAAGGCAUGAGGAAGUUACCUCACCAUUGGAUUCAGCAGCAAAUAUGUGAAGAGACUCGGAGCUUAGUGCUAGAAGUCGAGCAAUCUGAUCUUUACGAUGUCCCAUUAGUUUCAUACUCUACUAAUGAAUGGGAAGCUUAACCAGGUAGCUCAGACUUGGCCUUUGGAGAAAACAAACCACGUUAAACAUCGAUGUUUCUUAUGGUGUCAACUGUUUGAGCAUUGCAACCAGGAUCGCACAAAAAAUAGCUAAUAAGGUUAUAGUUGUGUUCUCAGUGUUCAUCUAGUUUGCAAUUGUUUUAAGCCUACUUGGAGUUUACGAGAUGGCAUAGAAAAUUUGCUUUAUAACUUUGUAAUAGUUUCUAAAGUUUCUAAAUCUAUAUGAAAAUAUCUACAGGUUUUAAAAA
Erigeron canadensis is the source of this 2613-nucleotide messenger RNA. RefSeq names its product wall-associated receptor kinase 2-like. The record is from RefSeq and is a predicted model, not a curated record. NCBI's taxonomy places the organism in Eukaryota, Viridiplantae, Streptophyta, Magnoliopsida, Asterales, Asteraceae. Gene Ontology annotation, cellular component: plasma membrane. Gene Ontology annotation, molecular function: ATP binding; calcium ion binding; polysaccharide binding. Bases 116 to 2347 code for a protein of 743 amino acids. Gene Ontology annotation, biological process: protein phosphorylation; cell surface receptor signaling pathway. The transcript is spliced from 3 exons.